UGUCGGGAACACCCUGGCUGUGGGUUGCUGCCUUCAGACGGUGCCGAGGCGCACCGACACGCACACGCACGGUCCCACCGAUCCCCCGGACCGACUCUCCUCCGCAGCCUGGCCGUGCUCCCCCUGCCCGGAGCCCCGCAGCCCCCAGGUUUCCUGAGAGUGGCCACCUCUUGUCAGCUUCCACAAGACACAGAUGAUUGGAUGAGGAGGACCAACUGGUUUGGCUUUGGGACGUUCAAGCAAUGCGGACGCUACAGGGACAACAAGCCAACCGUUAGCAGGAAAAAACUGGAGCACUUUGUAUCAUGAUGUAGUUGCUUUCCGACUCCCUUCAUGUAACAUCGUCGCUGGUUUGUUUGGACUGCCUGGGUCGAACUGCUGGAUCAAUGGAGGAGGCCGAGAAGGAUCUCAACCUCUCCUUUCUGCUGGAACAUGAAAGAGAUAUGAUCCUGAAGGUGCUGCAGAAAGACGAGAAACUGAGGAAACGAGAGGAGAAGAGGAUACGGAAGCUGAAGAAUGAGCUACUGGAGAUCAAACGAAAGGGAACCCGUCGGCCCCAGGACCUGGCGGAGCGACAGUGCGCCCGCUGCCUGAAGACGCUGGGCCUGAUCUUCAACCGCGGCGAUCUCUGCGAGGAGUGUCAGCUGCGCGUCUGCAACGACUGUCGCGUAACAAUUCACAAAGGACAUCAGUGGAAGUGCAGCGUUUGUGCCAAGAUCACGGAGCUGAAGGUGGUGACAGGAGAGUGGUUCCUGGAGGAACGGUCCAAACGCUUCGAGCAGGGGGUGCUGAGCAGUGACGUGAUCAAAGAGACAAUCCUGAGCAGCCCGAUCAUCACAGAUAAAAAGCCUCAAGAGACGGCCCCCGCUGAUGCCGAGCGACCUGACACUCCACGAUCCAACAGGAGCGCCGUUCUCAGCGCUGUGGGCGCUGCCAGGAAGAAAGGGAGGAUGAAGAUGAAUAAAAAAGGCAAGCGACUCGCCUUGAAGCCAGAGAACGGGGUCGACAGCGUCAGUGUAAGAUCUGUUUCGGAUGGAGAUGCCCAGAGUGUACGAAGCGCUCGCUCUGCUAUGAGUCCACGUUCAAACAGAGGCGGCGUCGUAGCCCUGGAGUCCUCUGGGUUGCCCACGGUCCUCAACAACCUGCGAUCACAGACUCCGGACAGAUCGUCCACUCCCAGCGACAACCGGAGGGUCAGGCCUGAUGGCGCGGAAAGCGUUGCCAGUCUGCACUCGGGCGACAGUGCACCGGAGAAGAGAGCUGCGGGCCAUCACAGGACGAACUCUGGCACGCCGACCAUUUCUGUGUCAAGGGCCUCGGUCUCAUCAGAUCACAGUCGCUCGGAGAUGGACCUCUCAGUUCCAGGCUCUGACCCCAGCAGUGAUGAAGCCCUCAGUCUCAGAAGCCGUUCGGUCCCCGGGCUCAACGAAACCGAGUUUUCUGAUGAGGAUGCGGAGGAAGACAUCGAUGCCCUGAUGUCGGCCCACAACAAGACUCCCCGUCGACGCCUCAGCAACGCGAUGUCAACGUCUUCCACUCCUGGCUCAGAGAGAAGGUGGGGGUACCUCAAUGUCCCCGACUCGGACGCUGAGACUAGCAGUAUCAACAGCAUGAUGAGUAUGUACAGUGAGACCGGCGACUAUGGCAACGCCAGGGUGAGCGGGGAGAUCCUGCUGAACAUCAGCUACAGCUACAAAACCGGUGCGCUCAACGUCCUGGUCAAAGAGUGUCACAAUCUGGCAACAGGGGACGAGAAGAGGCAGCGCACGGACGCUUACGUGAAGACCUACCUGCUGCCGGACACGUCGCGACAGAGCAAGAGGAAGACGAGCAUCAAGGCCAACACCAUUAGCCCUGUUUUCGCUGAGAAUCUGAGGUAUGUGAUCAGCCACUCGCAGCUGGAGACGCGAACCCUGCAGGUCUCCGUGUGGCACCACGACCGCUUCGGACACAACAGCUUCCUCGGAGAAGUGGAGCUGUCGUUCGACACCUGCGAGCUCGACUCCCAGAUUGAGGAGUGGUACGCUCUGCAGCCAAAGGUGGAGAACUGUAUAGAUUCCACAAUGCAGUAUAAAGGGGAACUGACCGUCGUGUUGAGGUACAUACCUGCAGAGAAGAACCUCACGCUGCCUCUGGACCAAGUACACGUGAAGAAAGGGUUCCUGAAAAGCAAGAAGACGAGCAGCUUCACUCUCCCUAAAGGGGGCAUGGUCGAGCUGCUGGUCAAGGGAGCCAAAAAUCUAACAGCUGUCAAGUCCGGGGGCACUUCUGAUCCUUUUGUAAAAGGGUACCUGCUCCCUGACACCAACAAGUCAACCAAGCACAAGACGGCGGUGGAGCGACGCACAGUGAACCCACAUUGGAACCACACCUUCACCUACUGCGGCCUGCAGCCGGGAGACCUCAACAACGUCUGCCUGGAGCUCACCGUGUGGGACAAGGAGGCUCUGGCCAGCAACGUCUUCCUGGGAGGAGUCAGGCUGGGGGCUGGGACAGGCACCAGCUAUGGGAACGAGGUAGACUGGAUGGACUCCUGUGGGGAGGAACAGCGGCUGUGGCAACGCAUGAUUGAAAACCCAGAAGUCCCUCAUGAGUGUACUCUGAUGCUGCGAUCCAGCAUGCGCAAGUGUAACACAUGAGUCGGACCUAAAGCGCAGACAAAGAGGAUAAAAGAGAAUGACAGAGGGAGAUGAGGAGGAAGAGGAGAUAGAAGUGUUGUGAGGAGAGAGCUGGAGGAGUGGAGACUCUUGGCCUUUGUCCCUGUACUUAUCUCUCCGCCCUGUUCAGUUUCAGAACAGCCCGUCACGCCUUACACACUCACCUACAUGUGCGCCUCUGCCGUCCGACGCAUCUAGUCUUGACUGAAACUAAUCUUCACUGCUGAAUAUGAAACAAAAAAAACCCUGUAUGUAUCUUAAUAUACCUACCGAAUAAGCACACGGUGCGUCUCCUGACGCUUCUGUCCUCGUCCCUGUGAUUCAUCUAAAAGAGUCAUUUCCGCAUGUUGACGGAGACAUUUGUACGUCACCGGACACGGCGCCGAUCAAUCACAUAGAAACGUAGACAUUCCCUUUAUGAGCAACUACGCUGCAUCCUGAGCUGAAGCACACAGUGAUGCUGAGAUUCAUUGCCUCGUUAGCAGUUGUGCACAGAGGUGGAAAGUGACUAGUGUUGGUGUGACUGUACCAUCAUGUUAGGAAAACUAACACGCCUGAAGACUUCUCAGAGAACUCACACACUGUACGGCCACAGUAAGGUUGUUGUUCUAGAUUUAUGAGGACGCCAUAGAGUUAAUCUUGUCUUUCAAAACAGGAGCGUAUCACCACAAAAUUCAACUGGGGGGUUAAAGUACAAAUACUCAUUUUAAUGUUAACUCCAACUUGUGAUCAGCUCAUCAUGAAGUCUCAUUGGAUGUCUGUAUCAAAUUUAGGGACUUCCCUCUCAGACAUAGCAACAGACUACCCACAAACAUCAUGCCUCAGUCCCUCAAUUAUUUAAUUCAUAAAAACUUGUGAAUAAUGGCUUUAAAAUUCCUUAGAGUCUGACCAAUGUGUACCAAGCUCCCACGAAGCUGGCACCACCAAGUGUGAGUAAAAAUAAGCAACAAAUAAUCAAAAUUGCUUGUGAUUAAUUUUCUGUUGAUCAGUUUUUAAUUUAUUGUGAUAAAUUGUUUACUGUUCACCAAAACCCAAAGAUCCAAGAUGUACAGUGGAAUACGACAAAGAAAAGCAGGAAAUCCUCACGUUUGAGAAUUGAGUUCCCACAGGAUGAAUCUGUGUGUGGUAAUCCUCUGUCCUUUCCUGUAGUUCAGUCAAUGUUUUCACUUAUCCGGUAAAAUGUACAGACCUUCGUGGUUACCAGUGGUUGAAUCCCAGGGACUUUGGUGAACAUGCCUUCCUCUUGCGCCACCAUGAGUUUGAAAUCUAUGAUUUUUAGUGAAACAUCUCAACAACUGUUGGAUGGAUUGAAAUGAAGAUUUUAAGGUCGGCAAUCCAUCCAACCGAGAAUUAAUCAUAAUGCCUUAAGUGAUUCAAUGACGAGACGCCAUCUUCAGAAAGAAAUGUUUUUGAUAAAAAAUUAUAAUAAUAAUACUGGUUUAUGACCAAAAAAGUGCAAAAACAUUCCUUAAAGACCUCUUAAAUACUUUGUGAUUCUGAACGUUAUACCUGCUCAGCAUCAGCAUGCUAGCAUUGUCAUUGUGAGCACGACGUACAAGUCUUUUAAAAAAUGUUACAUGUACUCCCCGUUAGUUACUUUCCACCCCUGGUUGUCUGAAAAAAAAAAAUGUGUGGCACAAAGUCUGGACGGACUCCAUAAUUUAGACUAGAUUCAGUGUAAAUUUACAUAACACUGUAUCAGUGUGAAAAUAGAAGCUGCAUGGUACUGUAUUAGAGAAAACAGAGGUAGGAGAACAAAAGGAGGUUAUUUAAAGCACUGAUAAUGACAUCACUUAACACUAUGAAGAGGAAGUGCGACUUUCAGUGCGUUCCCAGGAACCCUGAGGCGGGAGCCGCGUGUUGUGUGUGUGAGAGUGAGUCAGCACUGAGCCGAGCUGCGUUCGUCUCAGGCGGAGCCUAAUAACGUGUCAGUCACCUUGUGCCCGUCACCGGAGGCCCCACCAAACCACCGUCCUGUGAUGAAUCACGCGGUUCACGAGAAGAAGAAAAAGAAGAAAAAAAAGAUCCUCAAGUUUAAAAACCCUGUGCGACGAUUUUUCCCGUCGGAAUGCCAACGCUGGACACUUGUCCUUGGCAAACCGUCCGCUCUGAACUCCACAGAGCAAAGCUGUUUCUCACUCUCAUCACUGUAGUAAUAAUUCAUGGUGUUCACUGUGCAACAUAUUUUAGAUGACAGGCUCGUGCAAUAUCUGAUUACUGAAGAAACUCUUGAUGUACAGCAUGUAGUGUCUCUGUUGGUCUGUUCAGAUCACUCUCUCCAAGCCUUUUUCUUUUCUUUUUGUCCAAAAUACAUUGCAGGAAUAUUUUGAAAUAAACACAUCUUUCCAUA
Molecule: messenger RNA, 5007 nt
Organism: Scophthalmus maximus (turbot)
Lineage: Eukaryota; Metazoa; Chordata; Actinopteri; Pleuronectiformes; Scophthalmidae
Gene: sytl5
Product: synaptotagmin-like 5
Exons: 18
Coding region: 387-2639 (750 amino acids)
Biological process (GO): intracellular protein transport; exocytosis
Cellular component (GO): plasma membrane; exocytic vesicle
Molecular function (GO): phospholipid binding; neurexin family protein binding; small GTPase binding
Source: RefSeq, a predicted model, not a curated record